AGAACAUGGCAGUCAUGAAAAGCAUAAUUCUAGCCGCGUGCAUAGUUCUAUGCACAGCCCAGCCUAUAGAGAAGUCGGAAGAAAAGCUCCCAGUACUAAAGGUGCAACCCGCCGAAGUGCUGUUCAAAGCCGACAAUUACUCCACUGCGUUGCUAGAGUGCGCUACUGAAGGGAAGGAGAAAAAUGUCAAGUACUCCUGGCUCAAGAACGGGAAGCCAUUCGACUGGGAGAAAGCCGGACACAUUGCCCAACGCCCAGGAGAAGGAAGCCUCAUGUUCUUCAAUCCUAAACCUGAAGACGAGGGGAAAUACCAAUGCCUGGUGGAGACACCAGCUGGAACCGCUAGCUCACGCCAGAUCCAGCUAAAACGAACCUUCAUCAAUGCCCAACAAGUAAAAACUCAAGAACACACUCCAAUUGAAGGAAAACCAUACAAAUUGGACUGCCCUAUACCAGAAUCCUAUCCAAAACCGAAAAUUGUCUGGAAAACACAGCUUCGUUCGGACCCAUCCAUCGUUGAAGAGUUCCUGAGCCGCAGAAUCACUUUAUCUCCUGAUGGUACGCUAUGGUUCUCGAAUGUAACGGAAUCCGAUGUCAGUCCCAGCUUCAAAUACGUCUGCUUCGCCCAAACUCCGGCUUCUGGUGAAGAUGUGGUGUUGGCUGAACAUUUUUUGAAGUCUUUGGUGCAAGAUAAGGGUCCUAAGGAUGGGGAGUUGACUCCUCAGUACGUUAGCAAUGAUAUGGUGGCUAAAGUCGGCGAUAUCACCAUGAUCUAUUGUAUUUACGGUGGAACCCCACUAGGCUUCGUCACUUGGUACAAAGACGGAAAGGAGAUUGACGCCAAGCCAGGUGACAGGGUAACAGACCACAACCGCACCAGCGGUAAGAGGCUGCUCAUCAAGGACACCCUGCUGGAAGACCAGGGCGAGUACAAGUGCGUGGUCAGUAAUGAAGUGGGCAAGAAACAAACUCACACCAUGAAGUUGACCGUAGUCAGUGCUCCAAAACUCUCCAAAAAAGCGGAAAAGCAGAUCAAUGUGAAAGAAGGCCAAGAUGUCUCCAUUCCGUGUCAAGUUACUGGAUUGCCUGAGCCUAAGGUCUCUUGGACUUACAACGCUAAGUCCCUUGGUCAAAGAGCGAUAUAUAAAGAUGGUGUAUUGACUAUCAAAAACGCUAAAAAGGGUGAUACCGGCUAUUACGGGUGUAAGGCUGAAAAUGAGCAUGGAGAUUUGUACGUGGAAACCUUGGUUCAUGUCGCUUAGACUGCGUAGGAAUGGCUAAUAAUUUUAAUCUGUCUACCUAUAUAGUUAUA
Spodoptera exigua (beet armyworm) is the source of this 1312-nucleotide messenger RNA. The record is from the annotation of a GenBank genome assembly. NCBI's taxonomy places the organism in Eukaryota, Metazoa, Arthropoda, Insecta, Lepidoptera, Noctuidae.